Helobdella robusta is the source of this 1392-nucleotide messenger RNA. RefSeq lists its product as hypothetical. Gene Ontology annotation, molecular function: metalloendopeptidase activity. Bases 228 to 1238 code for a protein of 336 amino acids. The transcript has 11 exons. The record is from RefSeq and is a predicted model, not a curated record. NCBI's taxonomy places the organism in Eukaryota, Metazoa, Annelida, Clitellata, Rhynchobdellida, Glossiphoniidae. Gene Ontology annotation, biological process: membrane protein ectodomain proteolysis.
UCGAUGCCUUCUUCAUUAUCAUAAAUCAACUCUUUGAAGGAGAAGUCGUCCUUGGGUCGGCUGAAUCUGAUGCUAUCUGUCGCUUCAGAGAUUCUGGUGGUUUUAUAGCGGAUCUAAACGAUGUGAGACAAGCGAGUCUGACUCUCGUGCAUGAGAUUGCCCAUUUGUUCGGAGUGGAUCACGACGAUGCAAUUUAUAACUGCCCAUGUCCAUACCACCACUGCAUCAUGAACUCCGGACUAAAAAAAAAAAUUGUUCCAUCCUACGGUUUCUCAACUUGUUCAAGAAAACAUUUUCGUAAAGUAAUUCAAAGGGGACUGGCUCCCUGCUUGGAACAGCGCUACCUCGUAGAACCCUCACAACUGCCAACUCUCCCUUCUCACGAAGAACCUGUUUGUGGUAAUGGAAUUGUUGAAGAAGAAGAGGACUACGACUGCUUAGGAAAACAUCUUCAAUUUUGCAAUACUUCUUGUUACGAUGCGCACUGCAAACUUUAUGACGGAAACUCCUGUGCCUCGGGACUCUGCUGUGAUUUAAACACCUGCCAGAUCAAAACAAAAGGGACCACGUGCAGAUAUAAGAAAUCCGAUUGUGACGUCACGGAAUCAUGUGAUGGCAUUUCGCCAAAGUGUCCACCUGAUCAGCAUGUGCAUGAUGGAACAAAAUGUUUGAGGAAUAAUUACUGCAUAAGUGGUAAAUGCGGUGAUAAAACAAAAACCUGCGCGUUGCUAUGGGGAGCAGGAGUGAAGGAGUCAUCGGAAUGGUGUUACAAAGUUAAUGAGAAGGCAAACUCUGCUGGCCACUGUGGGGUCUACAUGGAUCGUACCGGACUUCACUACAGAAAGUGUUUAAGCGGGUCAUACCUGUGCGGCAGACUCUGGUGCCAAGCACUUGCCACUUACAGAAGGUUCAGUAACAAAAUGGAAUCAUCUGUACAUUUUCAAAGUUCCUCUCAACUGAACAACCAAUUAAAAAACGCAACGUUUUGUGUUGCUGUUGACUACCACUAUGGAAAAACUCAAACAAGUCCAGGGUUGGUUCCGGAUGGAGCUGCAUGUGGUCACAACAUGUUAUGUUUCAAGCAAGUUUGCAGACCUCGCUCGUACAUUCUAUCUGAGAUGCAUGUAAGUGAAAAAGUUCAAAGAUGGAACAUAGCACGCAAUAGCUCCCAUACAAAAGCUCUGAUGUUAGGAUGGCUCAUCGUGUUUUUCAUAAAAUUCAUCCACAAACAAAUCUGACUACCUUAACGAUACAUAUAUUUUUUGUUUAAAUGAAAUUCAUACUCACAUAUUUAAAAACAGUAAGAUGGCAUUGUGAAAUUUAUUUGGAGGUUUGUAUAAAAUGCAUUCAAUUGAUCUAUACAGCAAUAAAUUAAACAAUUAAAUAACUUAA